AUGGCUCCGUACGAAGCAUUAUAUGGUCGAAAAUGUAGAUCUCCCAUUUGCUGGGAAGAAGUCGGAGAAAGAAAAUUGACAGGAGCUGAAAUCAUACUAAUUACUUCAGAGAAAGUACCAGUGAUCAAGCAGCGACUGGAGACUGCUUUCAGCCGACAAAAAAGUUAUGCAGAUCCAAAGAGAAGGGAUCUAGAGUUUCAAGUCGGCGAUUUCGUGUUUAUCAAGGUAUCACCUAUGAAAGGUGUGAUACGGUUUGGUAAAAAAGGAAAACUAGCUCCAAGGUAUGUGGGACCGUACGAGAUAGUAGAACGUGUGGGAGCUGUAGCUUACAAGCUAGCUCUACCAGCAGACAUGUCUCAAGUGCAUCCGGUUUUCCACAUAUCAAUGCUACGGAAGUACAUUUCAGAUCCCUCUCAUAUUAUACAAUCUCAGAGUGUGGAAGUAAAUGAAGAAUUAUCCUAUGAAGAGGAACCAAUGCAGAUAAUAGACACUCAAGUAAGAAAACUUCGUACUAAAGAAAUUCCGAUGGUGAAAGUUCUUUGGAGAAACCACUCGGUAGAGGAGUGUACGUGGGAAACAGAGUCUGACAUGCGCAAGCGUUAUCCCUACUUGUUUUCUUAAGGUACGUAGCUCAAUUUAAAUUCGAGGACGAAUUUAUUUUAAGGGGGGGAGAAUGUAA
This is a messenger RNA of Mercurialis annua (annual mercury), 679 nucleotides long. RefSeq lists its product as uncharacterized. NCBI's taxonomy places the organism in Eukaryota, Viridiplantae, Streptophyta, Magnoliopsida, Malpighiales, Euphorbiaceae. The coding region runs from base 1 to 621 and encodes 206 amino acids. The transcript has a single exon. The record is from RefSeq and is a predicted model, not a curated record.